ACGGUGUGUUGUUUUACUGCAUCUGUGCCGUUGUCAGGGUCCGGGUCUUCUUCAGCUCACCUUAUCUUUCCCCCCUUUGGAAUCUCAGGAUGCAUUUAGUUGUGUGAGGAUUGCAAUUGCAUCCUCUGAUGUCAACAAAGAGUAAAAGGUUAUCACUGUAGCAGGCAUUGAUUUUGUUUUGCACAAUAAAUCCAUCUGGGAACAAGAGGGUUGGAGUCUCUCUCAAGUUGAACUUUUGCCCCGUUCACUGGUAAUUGAACCAGUAACCAAGCCUUGCACAGUAUUGCCUUUCUUUAAACAUGUCUGCCUCGAGACCUUUGGGAAUGUUAACACAUGUAACCAAAUGUGAGUUCUGCACAUCUGUUUCAUGUGCAAGUGUCAGAUAUGUCAAAAACACGUUCCACUCUACAAGUUAUGUAAAUUGUUCCAUUCUUGGCAAGGAGCACCUGACAUUUCCUGUGGCAGAAAAACUCACUGGAUCAUGGCACAGACCAACAGCGGCGGGCAGGGCACCAAUGGUGUAGCGGACGAGUCCCCCAACAUGAUAGUGUACAGAAAGAUGGAGGAGGUAAUAGCCCGCAUGCAGGAUGAGAAAAAUGGUAUCCCUAUCCGAACAGUGAAAAGUUUCCUAACCAAGAUCCCCAGUGUUUUUUCAGGUUCUGAGAUUGUACAGUGGAUGAUCAAGAACCUGGACAUUGAAGAUCAAGUGGAGGCUCUUCACCUAGGGACUCUGAUGGCUGCACACGGUUACUUCUUCCCCAUCUCAGACCACGUCCUCACUCUCAAAGAUGAUGGCACUUUCUAUAGGUUUCAGACUCCAUACUUUUGGCCAUCAAACUGCUGGGAACCAGAAAACACAGACUAUGCUGUUUACCUCUGCAAAAGAACAAUGCAAAAUAAAGCACGUCUGGAGCUGGCAGACUAUGAAGCGGAGAGCUUAGCGAGGCUACAGAGAGCUUUUGCCAGGAAGUGGGAGUUCAUUUUUAUGCAAGCAGAAGCACAAGCAAAAGUUGACAAGAAAAGAGACAAAAUUGAGAGGAAAAUUCUCGACAGUCAGGAAAGAGCAUUCUGGGACGUGCACAGACCAGUGCCGGGAUGCGUGAACACAACAGAAGUAGACAUAAAGAAGUCCUCCAGAAUGAAAAAUCCCCACAAAACCAGAAAGUCUGUUUACGGGCUGCAGAAUGAUAUCCGCACCCACAGCCCAACCCACACCCCAGCCCCAGAGGCCAAGCAACCCACAGAAGAAGAACUGCAGGAACAGAUCACCUUUUGGCAAUUGCAAUUAGACCGACAUCGACUGAAAAUGUCCAAAGUGGCGGAGAGUUUGCUGGGCUACACAGAGCAGUACGUUGAAUACGACCCCUUCCUCACGCCUCCAGACCCGUCCAACCCCUGGAUCUCAGAUGACACCACGCUGUGGGAGCUGGAAGCCAGCAAGGAGCCGGGUCAGCAGAGGGUAAAGAGGUGGGCUUUUGGCAUCGAUGAGGUUCUCAAAGAUCCCGUGGGGAGAGAGCAGUUCCUCAAGUUCCUUGAGUCUGAGUUCAGCUCAGAGAAUCUCAGGUUCUGGCUAGCAGUCCAAGAGCUAAAGAAGCGCCCCAUCAGAGAAGUUCCAACCCGGGUUCAGGAGAUCUGGCAGGAGUUUUUGGCCCCCGGAGCACCCAGUGCCAUCAACGUGGACUCCAAGAGCUACGACAAAACCACCCAGAAUGUCAAAGAUCCUGGACGCUACGCCUUUGAGGAUGCACAGGAACACAUCUACAAGUUGAUGAAGAGUGAUUCUUACAGCCGUUUCAUCCGCUCCAGUGCCUACCAGGAGUUAUUACAGGCCAAGAAGAAGAAAAGUAAGAACUUGUUCUGAAGGCUCUUCUUUCCAGCACAGGGGAAACCACUAGCAUCCAAGAGGCUGACCAGUCGUGUGCCAUCAUGCUAAAAUCAAUGCCAUCUCUCUCUCUGGGACAUGGAGAGGGAGACCAUCUCAUCUCUUCGUCAUCAUUGUCUGUCCAUGCACUCUUGGCUCAGCCGGGCAAUGAGCCGGGCCGUCUGUUCAUCUGUUGUCCACAGGAUGUUGCAUGUCCAUGGAGAGGAUGCUCCUCUUUCUCCUCUCCUCUUACAGUACCUGAUAUAUUUCCAGUAUUCUCCCAGAACGAAUGGCGCUGCUGCUGCUGCCGCUGCUGCUGCUGCUGCUGCUGCUGCUGCUGCUGCUGCUGCUGCUGCUGCUGGACUUGUGAGGACACAGAAAACAGACUGACGAGAUGAAAAAUGUCAAAAUACCUUCUUUCCAUCGUCAAACUGCUGGAUCGGAGCCCAAAUCUCUCACUUCCAGCUGAAACAAAUGAUGUCAGAGAGAGAAAAAAAAGAGAAAAAAAACAGAGAAAAACAUAAAACAACAACUUAAACUGAUAAAUCUAACCAGUGUCAUCGCUUUACUGAGGUCAGAGGUCACAGAUACUUUGUCACGCUAUGGGAAGUGUUGUGCAGAAUGAAUAUACAAUAUAUAUACAUAUAUAUUAUAUGAUUAUUAUUAUGAUUAUUUAUUGUGCACUUAUUUUGCUUUGCAUUAUUUUAUUACACUACAAUAAUUAGCACAUAUGGUUUUCAUUGCACUUGUAAAGUCACGGUUCAGAAUGACAAAAAUGCUGUCUCCUGUCUGAUGUAGAACAUAAUUCUUUGUUAUUCUCUCCUGCAUUUAUUUUUAUACCAUAUUUAAAGACACUUUUACUUACUUGUAUUAUUAAAGUUGGCCCUCUAUCUGUUA
This is a messenger RNA of Notolabrus celidotus (New Zealand spotty), 2758 nucleotides long. RefSeq names its product regulator of G protein signaling 7a (gene rgs7a). The coding region runs from base 368 to 1861 and encodes 497 amino acids. Gene Ontology annotation, biological process: intracellular signal transduction; regulation of G protein-coupled receptor signaling pathway; G protein-coupled receptor signaling pathway. The record is from RefSeq and is a predicted model, not a curated record. The transcript has 18 exons. Lineage: Eukaryota; Metazoa; Chordata; Actinopteri; Labriformes; Labridae.